Messenger RNA from Aplosporella prunicola CBS 121167, 864 nucleotides. RefSeq lists its product as uncharacterized. The transcript has 2 exons. NCBI's taxonomy places the organism in Eukaryota, Fungi, Ascomycota, Dothideomycetes, Botryosphaeriales, Aplosporellaceae. The annotation marks the transcript as partial. The record is from RefSeq and is a predicted model, not a curated record.
AUGCCCCAAGACGAGAAUGCCUCGACGCCCGGCCUCCGGCACAACCUCAAAAACCUGCCACCCAUCCACACGGCUGUCGACCAUGCCCCGCAGCCGUCGCGCUGGAGACGCUCGCGCUUCGUGGCACCUGCGCCCGAGCACAAAGCCUCCCCUGCCCCCAGUAAGCUGGAGAACCGCAAGUCGGCCAUGUCUCUGUUCAAUCUUUUCAGCAGGCCCAAGGUCGAAAAGGCCCGCGGCCACCACGAGGCCGGCCUCCCCACAAUCCACGACUACAACUUGUUGCAGGAAAAAUUGGAGAGCAAGCUGGACCUGUCUGGAGCCGUAGCCGAGGACGAUUCCGAUGCCGAAGCGAAAAAGCGCGACCGGAGGGAAAAGAGAGCGUCCUUCAGCUCGAUGAUGGGUGGGCCGGAUCUGACGGAGAAGAUUUACGUGCUGGCCACGUCGGGCUAUCUUCUCCAAUACUCCGGUGAAGGGCCCUCGGAAAGACUUCCUGAGAGAGUAUUACAUUUGGGCAAAGACUCGGCUGCGUUCGUGUGUGACCUGAUUCCUGGAAAGCACUGGGUUCUGCAAAUCUCCCAAGCAACCAACGACGAUGGCACCAUGACCACGCAGCAGCCACCAAAGUCCUUUCUUUCUAGGUUGCGCAUGCAAGGUCCCGCUGUCAAAAAGGUCGCUACGAGCAUGCUGCUCGUGUUUGAGAAUCCGACGGAAAUGGGCGAAUGGUUGGCAGCGCUCCGGUUGGAAAUUGAUAUCCUGGCUGGGAGGAAGUCGAGGAUUGAUGCCGAACGGGAGGUCCAGGAAGCCGCAAACAAGCGUAUGAGCAGGAUAUCUAACCAUAGGUAUCAAAUGCAGCGGGACGCUAGC